Tachysurus fulvidraco (yellow catfish) is the source of this 1405-nucleotide messenger RNA. RefSeq names its product hydroxyacyl-CoA dehydrogenase (gene hadh). NCBI's taxonomy places the organism in Eukaryota, Metazoa, Chordata, Actinopteri, Siluriformes, Bagridae. Gene Ontology annotation, cellular component: mitochondrion. Gene Ontology annotation, biological process: fatty acid beta-oxidation. Gene Ontology annotation, molecular function: (3S)-3-hydroxyacyl-CoA dehydrogenase (NAD+) activity; NAD+ binding. The transcript is spliced from 8 exons. The record is from RefSeq and is a predicted model, not a curated record. Bases 210 to 1139 code for a protein of 309 amino acids.
AACUGGUGAACUGGAUUAUUGAACUGGAUUAUUAAAACGAACUGUCCGAAGAACCAGUUCGCGGAAAAGAACCGAACUUCCCAUCACUAGUUAGUAGGGUAGUGUAGAAGGAGUCACAUGGGUUGAGUCUCUGUAUGAGAUGAGAUUUGAUCACGUGACCAGGCUGACUUUUCCCCCAGUUUAGAGGAGAGUUGCUGUCACACAAAGUCAUGGCGUUUUUCACUCACCACAUAACCCGAGCUUUGAGCUGUUCUACACUCCGAAACGCUGCCAUUAAACAUGUUACUGUUAUCGGAGGAGGAUUAAUGGGCUCAGGAAUCACUCAGGUUGCCGCGGCGACUGGACAUUCAGUAGUGCUGGUGGACAUGUCCGAGGACAUCCUGAAGAAAUCCACCAAGGGCAUCGAGGGCAGUCUGAGGAGAGUAGUUAAAAAGAAGUUUUCAGAUAAACCUGAGGCUGGAGAGGAGUUUGUUCAGAAGGUGCUGAAGAACAUUUCCACGAGCACAGACGCUACGUCAGUGGUGCAGAGCACUGAUUUGGUGGUGGAGGCCAUCGUGGAGAACCUCAAAGUGAAACAGGACCUCUUCUCUACACUGGAUAAAGUGGCACCAGAACACACCAUCUUUGCCAGCAACACAUCCUCAAUUCCUAUCGCGGACAUCGCCGUCUCUACGACUCGCUUAGACCGGUUUGGAGGGAUCCACUUCUUCAACCCCGUCCCUAUGAUGAAGCUUGUGGAGGUCAUUCAGGCUCCAGGAACAAGCCAAGAAACAUUUAACGCACUCCUCGAUUUUGGCAAAGCGUUAGGAAAGCAUCCGGUGUCAUGCAAAGACACUCCAGGCUUUAUUGUAAACCGGCUGCUCGUGCCUUACCUAAUGGAGGCGGUGCGACUACACGAACGAGGACACGGUUCCAAGGAGGACAUCGAUGUGGCCAUGAAGCUCGGAGCCGGUUAUCCCAUGGGUCCGUUUGAGCUUUUGGACUAUGUAGGAUUGGACACGUCUAAAUUUAUUAUAGACGGUUGGUAUCAGAUGGAACCAGAAAACCCGCUGUUUUCUCCAAGCCAGCUUCUUAACAAGCUUGUGUCCGAGGGCAAGCUGGGCAAGAAAACCGGAGAGGGUUUCUACAAGUACAAAUAAGCGGAACAGAGAUGAACCUGAACUUUGUAUUCUUGGUUUAAAAAAAACACAAAAACAAACAUGAACAAAAAGUCCAGAGAGCUGAUGAGGAACUAAUGGAUCAUUAAACAGUAGUCAUGCAAUAGUGAAAGAAAAAAAAAGAAUGAACACUAGUGCCUUGCUGUUUUGUAAACACAUGUUCAGAACAGAUCAUCAUGAAUUCAUGUGCACUUCAUACCGUGUUAGUUUUGCAUGUAGUGCUACAAUUAAAAAAGUGAUUUCUUCAA